CCGACUAGCGGUAAACUAAUGUGUUGAGAGUUUUGUUUACUUAUGAUCGAUUGUUAAUUAUUAACUAGUUACUGUUAAACGACCCAUAAUUAUAUUUAAACAUUUAGAUUGUGUAUAUGAUCUGUAGUCGUGUCUUUAUAAAGGUUAAAUCUGAGGAGGUUCUCAGAAGAUCAGCAAAACAUGACUCAUCGCACCAUCCAUCUGUUUCGCAAGGGUCUGCGUCUGCAUGAUAACCCCACCCUGCUGGCGGCGCUAGAAUUCUCCUCCGCCCUCUACCCCGUUUAUGUGCUGGACCUAGAGGCGAAGCUUUUGGGUGCGUUACGCUGGCGCUUCAUUCUGCAGAGUCUGGAGGAUCUGGACGGACGUCUGCGUGCCCUGGGUUCGAGGCUGUACGUCCUCCGUGGCUCCACCCUCGCCGUCCUGCGAGAACUCGUGACUCGAUGGGCCGUGACUCAGAUCAGCUACGACACCGAGGUGGAACCACAUUACACGGGCAUGGACCGGGAGAUUCGAACCCUGGCGCAGGAACGAGGAAUAAAAACGCACACGUGUGUGUCGCACACGCUGUAUGAUGUCAGGAGGAUUAUUAAAGCUAAUGGUGGCUCUCCUCCUCUCACGUAUAAGAAAUUCCUUCAUGUUUUGUCUGUUUUGGGCGAACCGGAGAAACCUGUGCGAGAAAUCACGGCUGAGGACUUUCUGAGAUGUCUGACUCCUCCUGACCCGGAUCAUGAAAGGCAGUUUGGGAUCCCAUCUCUGGAGGAUUUGGGUCUGCAGGUUCCCUCUGAGGUCCUUUGGCCGGGUGGAGAGACGCACGCCCUUAAACGACUCCAACAACACCUCCAGAGUCAGGGUUGGGUGGCCAAUUUCUCCAAACCACGAACGGUUCCAAACUCUCUUCUUCCCAGCACCACGGGUCUCAGUCCGUACAUUAGUCUGGGCUGUCUGUCCGUCCGCACUUUCUACCAUCGACUCACCAGCAUCUACGCACAGUCGAGGAAUCACUCGCUGCCGCCCGUGUCUCUCCAGGGUCAGGUCCUCUGGAGGGAGUUCUUCUACACCGUAGCAUCAGCUACUCCAAACUUCACCCGGAUGCAGGGAAAUCCCAUCUGCCUGCAGAUCGACUGGAAGCACGAACCGGAGGCUCUGGAGAAGUGGAGAACCGCUCAGACGGGUUUCCCCUGGAUCGACGCCAUCAUGACGCAGCUGCGUGAGGAGGGUUGGAUCCAUCACCUGGCGCGUCACGCCGUGGCCUGUUUCCUGACCCGUGGAGAUCUGGGGAUCAGCUGGGAGGAGGGCAUGAAGGUCUUUGAAGAACAACUGUUGGAUGCGGAUUACAGUGUGAACGCUGGGAACUGGAUGUGGUUAUCUGCAAGCGCCUUUUUUCAUAAGUACACAAGGAUCUUCUGCCCGGUUCGUUUCGGACGCCGGACCGACCCAGAUGGACAGUAUCUUAGGAAAUAUCUUCCAGUUCUUAAGAAUUUUCCCUCUCAGUAUAUUUAUGAGCCGUGGAAAGCACCAGAAGAUAUCCAGAUCAGCGGCGGAUGCGUUAUCGGUACAAAAACUCACAACUGUCCGAUGCAAUACAUCUGUUACAUCUAUAAUAAUGAGCUGUGUGUGUGUGCAGGUAAGGAUUAUCCUCAUCCGAUGGUUUGUCAUCUAGAAGUGAGUCAGAAGAAUUUGGCUUUGAUGCGACAGAUUCACACCGAACAGCAGAAUACCGCACAGCUGACACGAGAUGUAUCAGAUGACCCGAUGGAGGCGGGGCUUAAGCGUGAGCUACAGGAGGAGGAAGAGCUUAUAGAGGGGGCGGAGUCAAACGGAACAUUCAAGCGCUUAAACAACGGAAUGGAUCAUCAGUCUCGCCCCUGCAGCUGAAGUCCAGAAACCCUGCGCCUGUCCAAACUCAUGUGACCUCAGGAUCAUAGUUCAAUAUUUCAACAUAAUAUUAGUCAACAUUUAGAUGACAUCAUUUGAGUUUAUGAAUGUAGAAGUUAUAUGCACUAAGAGCAUGCCGUACACCCAGAUUCAGAUCAGACUCCUGUAUGAACUCAGAUCAGACUUCUGUAUGAACUCCGACUCUUGUAUGAACUCAGAUCAGACUCCUGUAUAUACUCAGAAUCUUGUGUGUACUCAGAUCAGAUUCUUGUACGAAGUUAAACUCUUGUGUGUUCUCAAAUCAGACUCCUCUGUGCACUCAGAUCAGACUCCUGAAUGAAUUCAGAUCAGAAUGCAGUACGAACUAAGACUCAUGUGUGCACUCAGAUCAGACUCCUGUAUGAACUUAGAUAGAUCUGACUCCAGUACGAACUCAGACUCUUUUAUGCACUCAGAUCAGACUCGUGUAUGUGUGUGAUUACAUUUGUUUACACUUGAAUGUAUUUGAAACCAACUCAUUGUUCAACUCCAAUAGUUUUCUUGUGCACAUGUGUUUAUGAUUGUGUGUUUGCUCUACAAAAUAAUACAAAAAACAACUUUGUCAUGCAAAUAAAUAUAUAGUGUUAUGCAUGUGUAUUUUUAAAUGUCUCAGAAAUAGUUUAAAUGCUGUAAACAUGCACUUC
Messenger RNA from Paramisgurnus dabryanus, 2558 nucleotides. RefSeq names its product cryptochrome circadian regulator 4 (gene cry4). Gene Ontology annotation, biological process: entrainment of circadian clock by photoperiod; circadian regulation of gene expression; negative regulation of DNA-templated transcription. Lineage: Eukaryota; Metazoa; Chordata; Actinopteri; Cypriniformes; Cobitidae. Gene Ontology annotation, molecular function: DNA binding; FAD binding. The record is from RefSeq and is a predicted model, not a curated record. Gene Ontology annotation, cellular component: cytoplasm; nucleus.